GUGAAUGUACACACCAUGACCGGCCACACGAACACGGUCUCCACAGUGCGCUGUCAGGAGUCUGACCCACAAGUCAUAACCGGAUCACAUGAUGCCACCAUCCGGCUGUGGGAUUUGGCCACCGGCCGAACGAUGUGCUGUCUAACCAAUCACAAGAAGAGCGUUCGUUCGGUCUUCAUUCACCCUACCCAAUAUCCUUGUGUUUGGUUGCUGCACGUUUUAAAUUUGGAUGAGCUUAAGUUUGGUGCUGUACGAAGAAAAAUCCUACGUACUCGCGGUCGUGUCCGUUACACCCAACUGGCUGUCUUCUUAUUUGACGAACGCGCCUUUAUGUCCCUUGAUGCAGCUGGCCUUCUCAAUGGGUGCAUAAUUUGA
Messenger RNA from Dibothriocephalus latus, 375 nucleotides. The record is from the annotation of a GenBank genome assembly. NCBI's taxonomy places the organism in Eukaryota, Metazoa, Platyhelminthes, Cestoda, Diphyllobothriidea, Diphyllobothriidae.